Molecule: messenger RNA, 2694 nt
Organism: Fomitopsis serialis
Lineage: Eukaryota; Fungi; Basidiomycota; Agaricomycetes; Polyporales; Fomitopsidaceae
Exons: 7
Coding region: 58-2694 (878 amino acids)
Source: RefSeq, a predicted model, not a curated record
GCCGCAAGGCCUCCGCACGGGGAGGUCGUGUACCUGGCUUCCCCUUCCCCUCCCUCGAUGGUCCCCGUCUCUCUCUUUUGCCUCCCGCGCCUUGCGAGGAGGCUACACUCGUCACUUUCGCCUUUCCUCUGCUUUUUUAACAUGUCCUCUCUGAAUCCUGCUGGUGUCGGCCCCGACGAGGAGCCUGACGUCGACGAGGAGCUUGACGUCGAUGAGGCCAGCCCUGGCGACGACACUCUGACUAUCCAUUGGGCUCACUCGAAAUAUUGGUACCGGACCGACCGACUCCUCGACUUUCUAGAGGCCAACGAAGGGCAGCGCCGCCAGCUGUUCGGCGAAUGGUCAAAGGAAAGCGCAGCAAAGGGUCUUAACAAUGUGUCGAGGAAGACGCGGCACUCCCAGAUUCAUUUCGAAAUUGCGCAAUACAUUUUCACUCACCCAGACGAGCAUCCGAAGGUUCGUGCGGCCUUCGAGGCAACGAAGCACAGCAAAAUGCAAACCUGGACCAAUCGCAUCGGGACUCGUAUACGAGACCUGAGAGGCGAGUAUGCUCGGGUUACGUCGGUGGACAGAGGGACUGGAUAUGGCGUGUCAAAAAGGGAUCGUGAACAUGGGAUCAACAGUGUCAAGGAUAAAGUACAUGUCAAGUUCCCGGAAGAAUGGGUCGUACGUCUUGCGCCCAUGUGGGGCAGUGCACCGACGUUCGUGAUCCCUGCACAAACGUCUACGCCCGGCCAAGAUUUACGGGCGAGCACGCGAGAGCGCCUGGGCCUGCAUCAAGGCGCCGCCGGCUUGGUCGAUACAACUGUGAACGAGUGGACCGCAGGCGAGGCUGGGCCCAGCGAUUGGAUGGGAGGGUACGGUGAGUGGGCAGCAGAUAAUUCGGUGCAACUGGCUAUGAGCAAUACACAGGCGUCUGGGUCGAACAAUCCUGGCUAUGUGCCCUACGUCACAAAUCAACACGCCGACAACGCAACCUCGUACUACGGGCGACAACAACCACCACCCCAAACGUCAUAUGGGAAUCAAGCCUUUCCUCCAACCCCAAGUGCCUUGUUGUUCGACCAUCGUACGGCCAGCCCACUCUCAGGCCACCCCACCCCUCCCGGCAGUGAAACCUCGAGCCUCCGCAGCUUUUCCUCAAACGUCCAGCCUCUGUAUACGAUCCCAAGCAGUCCGGCGUCAUCACGCGGCUCCCUCCAUGCCAGUGUUCCAAGCGCGUCAGCGUCUUCUUCCUCGCUUCCGGUGACGAGCACAAGCUCGGGCGUCUCAACCUCGUCAACCCUCGCAUCGCGUACGAGUGCCACUCGGAGCAAACGCGCCUCGGAGAAGGCACCGGCCCGGGCGCAGCCUCAGGCCAAGAAGACGAGGACGAGCGCCGCCGCUGCGAGGGCUCUUGCAACGCCGAACCUCGACGCGGCCGACGACAUGCUGGAUACGGCGGGAGAGACAGUGUCCUCGGACCGCGAGUACGUCAAUGAGCUCAAGGUUCAGAAGGAGAGGCGUAAGACGGCACGGGUAGAGGCGGAUCUCAUGGAUAAGCGAAUACGGCUGUUGGAGAUGCAGAAGGCGCAAACUGAGGCUCAACUCAAGCUUCUCGAGAGAACGCACCAGCUGCAAGACCUUGGGUACGCGCUUCCCUCAAGUUUCCCGGUGUCCGCGCCCGUUGCUGGCACGUCCCGCGCUGCCAGUGACUACCCGGCCACUGUGCGGGCCCCAUCGCGCGGUCAUACUCACCGCUCUCCCAUCACCGACCGUAGCAUCUUCAUCCACCCCACUAACAACUCGCAGGGCACGUCUCGUGCCGAGGACAUGAACAAGGGCACGCCCGACGACUCGGAGGGCAAGCAUGACGACGGCGCGCACGACGAGGGCGCACACAUCGAUGACGGCGCACACAGCGGCGACGCGCACGACAAUGCUGUCGGCGUGUACAACGAGGGCGCGCGCAUCGAGGGUGCGCAUGUCCAGGGCGUAUACAACCCGUCUGACGCUGAGGGCGCGCACGUCAGCGGCACGUAUGGUCAAGGCAUGUACAACUCGUCUGGCGUCGACAGUGCACAUGUUGGGGGCUCGCACGUCGGGGGCUCUCACGUCGGGGGCUCUCACGUUGGGGGCGCAUACCGCCAACUUGAAGGCAUGUACAAUUUCAAUCUGUCUGACAUCGAGGGUGGACACGUCGGGGCUACGCACGUCGGGGGCGCGCACGUCGGGGGCGCGUACGGCCAGGCCAUGUACAGUCCGCCUGACGUCGAGGGUGGACACGUCGGGGCUACGCACGUCGGGGCGCGCACGUCGAGGGCGCGUGGACACGUCGGGCUACGCACGUCGGGGCGCGCACGUCGGGGCGCGUACGGCCAGGCCAUGUACAAUCCGCCUGACGUCGAUGGUGCACACGCCGGGGCUAUGCACGUCGGGGGCGCGCACGUCGGGGCUACGCAUGUUGGGGGCGCGCACAUCGAGGCUGUCUACGGCCAGGGUGUGUACAACCCGGCUCACGUCCAGGGUGCGCACACCGACAACGACAUGUUCGACAUCUCCGUUAUGAUGGGGUUGUACGGAAUGCCUUACGAGGACACUGGGGCUGUACAGCACGAGUACGGUGCGUCGAAUGCUGCAUCUGGGUCAUCUUACGUUGGGAACAUGUAUGAUGGUGGUAACCCUGCGGGUGGUCAUGGAGUAAUGGGACAAUGA